This is a messenger RNA of Micropterus salmoides (largemouth bass), 2473 nucleotides long. Its product is annotated as aldo-keto reductase family 1 member D1-like. NCBI's taxonomy places the organism in Eukaryota, Metazoa, Chordata, Actinopteri, Centrarchiformes, Centrarchidae. Gene Ontology annotation, biological process: bile acid biosynthetic process. Gene Ontology annotation, cellular component: cytosol. The record is from RefSeq and is a predicted model, not a curated record. Bases 228 to 1208 code for a protein of 326 amino acids. Gene Ontology annotation, molecular function: Delta4-3-oxosteroid 5beta-reductase activity; aldose reductase (NADPH) activity. The transcript has 9 exons.
UAAUCUAAAGGAGACUUGACUGAGUGAACAACAAUGAUUUUUUUUGCAUGUGAUACAUUCAUGAUUGGCUGAGCUGAUCAAGGUAAACCUGAUAGGAAAACUAGGUGAGAAUGCCUAUAGUCAGGUGUUAAGGGAGGAAGAAAGACAGUGUAAGAGAGAGAGAGAGAAGGGGCAGAGUUGUGAAUGAGUUCCGCAUUGAAAUUACGCUGAGCUUAAUUUUUACACACAUGAAUCUGACUGCAGAGUACCACAGUAUCCCUCUCAGUGAUGGGAACCAUAUUCCACUACUGGGAUUGGGCACCUAUGGGGACCCUCGAACGACACCCAGAGGCACAGCACUUGAGUGUGUCAAGCUGGCCAUAGAUGUGGGUUACCGGCACUUUGAUGGGGCAUUGGUGUAUUUCAAUGAGCACGAAGUGGGUCAAGCCAUUAGAGAGAAGAUUGCUGAUGGAACCGUCAAAAGAGAGGACAUAUUUUACUGUGGAAAGCUCUGGAAUACCUUCCAACCACCAAAGUUGGUGAGACCGGCCUUGGAGAGGACACUAAAAGCCCUAAAUCUAGACUAUGUGGACCUCUAUAUCAUUGAGCUUCCUAUGGCUUUCAAGCCUGGAAAUGAGUUCUAUCCAAAAGACCAAGAUGGGAAAUACAUCUACCACCACACAGACCUCUGUGCAACAUGGGAGGCUUUAGAGGCUUGCAAAGACGCAGGGCUGGUUAAGUCUCUGGGAGUCUCCAAUUUCAACCGCAGACAGCUGGAGUUGCUGUUGAAUAAACCCGGACUCAAACACAAACCCGUAUCCAACCAGGUUGAAUGCCAUCCAUAUUUUACACAACCCAAACUUCUGGAGUACUGUCGUCAGAAUGACAUUGUGAUUGUUGGUUACUGCCCUCUUGGCUCCUCCAGGGAUGCAUCUUGGGUGAAUGUGAAAAGUCCUCCCCUGCUUGAGGACAAGCUGCUUGUAUCCAUAGGGAAGAAAUACAACAAGAGUAGUGCCCAGGUGGCUCUGCGCUUCAAUGUCCAGAGAGGAGUUGUAGUGAUCCCCAAGAGCUUCAGCGCUGAGAGGAUCAAACACAACUUCCAGAUAUUUGAUUUUUCACUCACUGAGGAAGAAAUGAAAGCCAUUGAAGCACUGAACAAAAAUAUUCGUUUUGUGGAGCUGCUGAUGUGGAGUGACCAUCCAGAGUACCCAUUCCAUGAUGAAUAUUAAAUCUACUGACUUUGGACACAAAUAAUUAAAACAAAACAUGGACUAUUUUCAGCUUUUCACAAAAAAAUGUGCAUUGGUACAUUUCCCACUAAACACUAGAGGUCUCUGGCUCACAGUAAAUGAAAAGGGCAAACAAAUGAACACUUUUAAGGUUAACAUACAGCUCAGAUGUAUGAUGACAAAGUCGUUUGUUUGUUGUUUCAUGUGAGACUCACAUGAGGCUCAUGCAAUAUUCAAAGUUACUACCGAUUUGAAAUAAAUUGUAAAAAUAUUUCAGUUUAAAGUCUACGGUAACUUAGAAGACCCUUUAUGGCUGUGCUGCUUGUAGUGUUGAUAGUGUUAAAAGGACAAACAGACAUCCUUUGUGUUUUACAAUGAGUGUGUCACUCCUGGUCUUCAAUAAGUCAAGUCACUUUAUGUAUAAAGUACAUUUAAAAACAACAAAAGUCCUGUACCAUGUCCAAAGCAAGGCAAAAAACCCAGCUGUGAUGGAGCAAACGACAAGCUAACAAAUAGCUGUGUUCAAAAGCCAGACGUGUAAAAAUGGCCAUUUAGGGGGAAAUGAAGGUUUCUGUUGGGGGUUACCUCAAAAGAGAAGAAAUGCUUUUGUUGCAACAUAUUAAAAUGAAUGUGCAUUUGCUUUUUGGAUGUAAUGUUAAGCAUAUUUGACAGUUGUAACAAAGAAGGAGUAUAAAAUGAAGAAAGCUAUUAACUACAAUGGAUUAUGCUGGGUGCCAGUACUGGAUGUAUUUAGCCUUUGAUUUAAUCUGAGGUGUUAUCAAAUGAAUUAAAAUAAUUCAUCAUUAAGGCAGUCACAGUUAAGCACAAAGUCAAACAUAUUUGUGAAUCCAUGAUAAAUACAUUGGCCCUGAGGAAAGAAAUGUACUGAACAGCCAAGGUGAUCUGCUAGGUAUAAUAUUUUUUUUUUUUGCUUCAGUUAAUGAAUAAUUCUUACAUUUUGCUGUGGCAUUCUUAUUAUCUGUUGUUGCAUUAUUUUAGCAUGUACUGUGGCAAAAUCCAUUUAUAACACCAUGUCAAGAAUAAAGAAAACUGUUCAAAUGUGAAGUGGCCUAAUGGCCUAGUGGUUUAAAACCUAUGUUGUCCUGCUGUCCAAGCACUGCAGCCCCUCAGGGAUUUGGGUUUAAGUAUCUUGCUGAAAGACAUCUUUGAAGCAAUGUAGCAGAGGGGUGGGUGUUAUUUAUUCUUUUGAAGAAUGUAUACUCUUCUCAUAAAUGUACAUCCCAUAUUAUAAAACAAAUGAAUCA